This is a messenger RNA of Lycium barbarum (goji berry), 3488 nucleotides long. RefSeq names its product ankyrin repeat-containing protein BDA1-like. Lineage: Eukaryota; Viridiplantae; Streptophyta; Magnoliopsida; Solanales; Solanaceae. The coding region runs from base 2035 to 3228 and encodes 397 amino acids. The transcript has 3 exons. The record is from RefSeq and is a predicted model, not a curated record. Gene Ontology annotation, molecular function: protein binding.
CUGCCACACAAUGCAUAAUAUCAAAAAGAGUUUUGUUUAUGUGAUCAAAGGAUCUGGUAUUAUAUUUAGUUAACGGAUUGACAUGCAUUCCGACAUAUAAUCAAUAUUGCUUCUGAAGGUGUGAGAUUAUGAUUGUAGUAAAGGGAAAAUAAGCAUUCGGUUAGAUAUGCUUGGCAGAUUAUGCAUUCCUGAAGCAAAAGGAAGAAAUUUAUUUGUUAGUCAGUAGCUCGAUUUACAAAACCAACACUUGUUCUUGAGCAGCAAGAAAGAAAUUGAUUUGUGAUGUGUGUUCGUGAAUCCCAUAACUGUGAGUGCUCGCCUUCUUGGCACUUCUAUUUUGUUGAUGUAGUCCUCUGACUGUGAGAUGCUAUGAAGUUCUUAUCAUUGGGCAUACAUAUGUUGUCUGGUGGGGUUCCAUACCUCCCAGCUCUGGAACUUUUUUUUCGAAGCAAGGUUUUGAGUCAUUGCUUAUAUGUGAUGCCUAUUUGCUCCCUAAUGAGACUACUCUUUCAGUUGCUUUACAUUUUGUGUGCACGAAUCACAUUACAUUUAGUUCUGACAGCUUGAGCUGAAGUUGAUUUUUAUUGAGAUAACUGAACCAGAGAUGCAUUAAGUUGGUCAUUCUGAUAUCCUUGAGGACAAAGGCAAUCUAAAGAUUUGCACUGUGCUGCUCUCGUUUGUUUGGUUCUUUCUUUACUAAUGUGGUAGCUCCAUUGCCAGUAGAAAGAUUAACACUUGGAAAAGAGAUGUAGUUAAUCAAGUGGAUCAGGAUAUAAUUUUUACUAUGAUGUGGUAGUUUUAUAAGUGCUGCUGUUGAGGGAAUGAGACAGUUCAUGAAUCUGCUAGCGCUUGUUCCUACUAGUUAAUGGUAUUGGAUGUUUGAGCAGCUUUCCUUUGCUUUUGUCCAAUUGCCUUUUGUUAACUGAAGUUUGAUGUUACAGUUGCAGGCUUGUUCCAGCUGGGCACUUCCCUUUUUGUUUUUGGUUGUUUAUUGUAUCUAUUUGGUAGAUCUAAAACAUCAUUCUUGUACAGUGUUUCUAAGAGUGAGCCUACUGUUGGAUAUACACACACACACAUUAAGGACAGCUUCUUGUAAUGGGUAACAUGACGGUAAUGGUGAAAGCAAAAAAGUUGAUUUUGCAUUGCUACUUUUGUAUCAACUUGUUUGAAUGUUACUUGUAUCAACUGGGGGCUCCAAAAAUUUCGUAAUUAGGAACCGACUUAAAAAAAAGAUUCAGUUGUACUGUAUUGCUCCUCUUUUCUUUUCAAUCUUGACUGGACUUGGAAGUCUUGCCCGUAUUUAGUGGGAAACAGAAGACAACAACUCAAUGACUUUUUUGUCGUCAAUCAAGAUCACGGUUCAUGACUCUGCAGUCUUACCUCUACUUAAGUAGGGUGUCAAAUGGGCGGGUUAACUGAAGUUGAUCCAAUUAAAAUGGGUUGAGAUAAUAAAUGGAUUGGGCUAACAUUGGCCUCAAAGUUACUUGGGCUGAAAUGCAUUGGGUUGAAAUGGGCUGAGUCAUGACCUGUUCAACUUGUUUUGUAUCAACUUGUUUGAAUGUUACUUGUAUCAACUGGGGGCUCCCAAAAUUUCGUAAUUAGGAACUGACCUAGAAAAAAGAUGCAGUUGUACUGUAUUGCUCCUCUUUUCUUUUCAAUCUUGACUGGACUUGGAAGUCUUGCCCGUAUUUAGUGGGAAACAGAAGACAACAACUCAAUGACUUUUUUGUCGUCAAUCAAGAUCACGGUUCAUGACUCCGCAAUCUUAAGUAUAUAUACUAAUAAGUCACUUUCUUUCAGUCAAGCAAGAGCUGAUGGUUUGGAUUUCAGAAAACGUGCACGGAUAUUUUGACUUAAGAGGGUAUAGCAAGUCUAACUGACAAAAAAUAAUACGUGGCUUGUUUGUCCCACCUUUUAGUACUAUAUAUAUACACAGCUAUAUCAUAGUUGUGAAUAAAGUGAGCAUUCGAGCCACUAAUAAAUUUUGAAAAUAAGAAUAUGGACUUGCUAUAACUUGAUUUAGAAAAAGCUAGAAUGGAUAGUAGGCUAUUUGAUGCUUCAAGAACAGGAAAUGUUGCGGAGCUGAUGGAGAUAUUAAGAUCUGAUCCUAUUAUCGUUCGUCGCGUUGGUUUGGCUGAUGGUGAUUCCCCGUUGCACCUCGCAUGUUUGGGUGGCCACUUCAACUUUGUGAAAGAACUCCUCAAGUUGAGGAAAGAAUUUGCAGGAGAGCUAAAUCAAAACGGUUUUAGUUGCUUGCACAUUGCUGCUGCCAACGGGGAUCUGCUCAUCGUGAAGGAGAUUUUAAAAGUGGACAUUGGGUUGUGCCUUGUUAAAGGAAGGGAGAGAAGGAUUCCUCUUCACUAUGCAAUUAUCAAAGGCAGAGUUGAUGUCAUCAAAGAAUUGCUCUCUGCUAGUGUUGAAUCCAUUGAAGUUGUGACAUCACGGGGAGAAACCGCGCUUCACCUUGCUGUUAAGAAUGGUCAGUUUGAAGCACUUGAAGUGUUGAUCAAGCACAUCAACACGUUCAGUAAAACAGAGAUUUUUAACAAGCAGGAUGAGUUGGGAAAUAGUGUCUUGCACCUUGCAGCCGCAAGGAAACAGCACGAGGUGGUUGAUCUUUUGCUGAAUGGGAGCUUAGCAGCUAGUCGGGCAAUUGGAGUGAAUUCUUUGAACAAGAUGGGUUUCACACCCCUCGAUGUAUUUUCUCUUUCUCAAAGUGAAGCUGGCGAUAGGGAAAUUGAGGACAUUCUUCGACGAGCUGGAGGCCUUAGGGCUGUAGAUUUUGGAGGAAUGCCAGCAGCACCAAUCAUAUAUCCUCAAAUUUGUGCAUCAAACAGCCAGCAUGGAGUGCAGCAACAGCCCAAUUACCAGAUUGAAGCUGAUCCCAACAAGAAUACUAAUGAUAAUGUUAAUGUUGAUCUCUUGAUUCGAUAUUCGUCACACAUAUUCUUGUUUUUCAACUCGCUUGGGUUCUUUAUCAGCCUUCAUGUGUUUCACAUCGUUACAAGGGCAUUUCCCUUGAGAUUUGAGUUGCUAUUCUCUGUUUUUGCACUUGUGAAUACCUACAUCAGUUGCCUACUGAUCAAGCUGCCAAUAUACUUCUGCUAUUAUCAUUGUGUGGGCAUACCAUUCUUCCUUGUCUUUGCUCUCAGCCUGUCACGCUUGGGAUAUUUGCACCCAAGGAAAUUUACAGCAGCUACCCAUCCUUCAAUGGUUAACCAAGCUUGAAGGAUUAUUGAAAUGUAUUCUUAGAACUCAUUUAUUUCUCUGUAAAUUCUUUCUGGAGAGUUUUAGGAAUCACAAUGUAUCCCAGUAUGUACAAGUAUAACUGCAGAUGCGAAUCUAAGAAAUAUUUAUAGUGAAAAUAGUAGGUGUACGUAGAACCCACAUCCAACACUCUAGACUCGCCUCAGUGUAUAAUUAUGGUUGUUUCCACAACAUGCCAAAUUACAUAGACAUAUAAAAGCAUGGUGCAUAAGAGCUCGUAG